Molecule: messenger RNA, 6966 nt
Organism: Xiphias gladius (swordfish)
Lineage: Eukaryota; Metazoa; Chordata; Actinopteri; Istiophoriformes; Xiphiidae
Gene: tiam2b
Product: T-lymphoma invasion and metastasis-inducing protein 2
Exons: 26
Coding region: 820-5601 (1593 amino acids)
Biological process (GO): small GTPase-mediated signal transduction; activation of GTPase activity; positive regulation of axonogenesis
Cellular component (GO): membrane; synapse
Molecular function (GO): protein binding; guanyl-nucleotide exchange factor activity
Source: RefSeq, a predicted model, not a curated record
GUCCGAGACAGCAAGAGUUUCAGCGCUGUAACAUCAGUAGCUGAGUACAGAUGUCUCAGUAACACGUGUGGCGUCCUGAUACUUUAUUUUUCUUUCCGUAUCAGGACGCACAUAGAGGUUGGUUGUUACCUGUUGAAACUCUUCAUUGGGACGUUCUUGGCUUCUACCUCGACCGUUGCUGAUGCUGCUGAUUCUGCGUGCUGAGGAUUUUACCACCCGCUGAAAACAAGUGACACACUGUACCACUCCCGAAACACCAGAGAGAACACAGCCUCGGCCAUUCGUUCAAACAACAGCCUCUAAUCAGGAAAAAUAUCGCAAGGUUUUAUCGACUGAAAGUCAAUGAAAGACCCUUGAUUAUAUUUUAAUGGGCUGAGUGUGUGGCCUACCACAAACAGUUGUGUUUGUUUUUGCUGAUUACCUAUCAUCAGGCAGUUCCCAGCAGUCCCAGCUCUGCUGUGCGCAAAGCGUGUUUUCCUCUUUUUAGAACGACCUAUGUUUACUUUUUCCUGACAUGCAACCUUUCGUGGUCUUGCAGACGAUGACAUAUCGUUCAGAAGCAAAGGAGGCCGCGGUGUGACGUCGUCGUAGUGCUGCGGAACCUGUGAGAGCCGGAGGUGUCGAUGUGUCAGCCCGGAUGAGCUGGUGUGAAGAGAGGGGGCGAGCGACAUAGACAAACACUGGGAGACAGGGAGAGGGAGCAGCUGGAGGCGACAGAGAGAGCCUCAGUAGUGAAGGGAGAGAGAGGAGGCAGCAGGACGGAGCAUGAAGGAGCUGCAGAGUUUCUGUUUCUGAAGACGAAAACACAAAAAGGUUGCGAUGGGAAACACAGACAGUCACAGCAGCUUCGUCUCUCCUGCCAAACCCUCCUGCUCGCUCAGGUUCUCCUCCAGGAGGGAGGAGGUGCCGUCGGCUCGCAGCUGGUGGAGGAGCGGCCAAGAGGGCUGCAGGAGCCGGGGGAAGAACUAUCCGAACCAGCACUCCGCCGGUCCCCCGUACACCUCCUGGCUUUACGAACAAGCGCCCAAAGCAGCCAGAGGGGGCCCCAAGCCGGGAGCUGGGUCUCCUCAGAGGUACAGCAGAGGGGACUGCAGGAGUCAGUUUGGAUACCCGGAGAGCGGCGGGGGGAGUAACGGUAUCUGUGGCAAGCGGACGUCUCUGGAGAGUGGCGGCAGCCCCAAAGUGCUGCUGCGCAAAGAUGGCAGCAUGACGGUGGAGUUUACCAACAGCAGGGUCGUCCCCGUGGAGCCGCAGGGGUUAUCUGGCCUCCCCGCCAUCGCCACCGCAGCCACCGCCGCGCCAGGGGCCGAACCCUCCCUCCGCACCAGCAAGGGCAGCUCGCUCAGCUCCGACGGCUCCUGGUACGACUCGCCCUGGGGGGCCGGCGCUGAGCUGGCCGACAACGUGUUCGUCUGCGAGCAGAGCAUGGAUAACAGCAGCGGCUACACCACCUACUCCUCCACCCGCACAGAGGAGACCGCCACCAGCAGCAGUGGCUACAACACCUUCUUCUCAGCUCAGGCGGAGGACAUCUCCCCCGGAUUUAACUCCACGAUCCUCUUCCCCGCCGCAGAGACCAACGGGUUCAGCUCCGCCGCGGGUUACACCACCUGCUCCUCCGGUCGGACGGAGGACAGCGGCAUCGGGGACUCGGUGAUCCUGCAGCAGAACCUCAGAGACUUCAGCCUGGUUUCAUCCCCCGCUGCGUCACUGGACAGCGUUUACACCAGCCACAACGCGCUUCCCGCCUUCCCCACAGCACCAGACUGCCACCUCCAGCAGCAGCAGAGGAGCGCCUCCUCCUCCUCGGCGCUGCUGGACGACGUCAUCCAGGAGGAGGGCGGUGCAGGUGGAGGUGUGGAGCAGUGUUACUCCUCCCUCACGCUGCCCUGCCGCAGGGCCGAGCCCCUCAGCAGCGGCCCCACGGGCGGGAACAACCGUAAAGACUUCCUGAAGAGCCGGAUCAGACGGCUGAGCGACUGGACAGGAAGUCUGAGCAGGAAGAAGAGGAGGAUCCAGGAGCCCUACGGCAGCGACACCAGCGAUGUUUUCAUCAGCGGACUGAGCUCGGGGCUGGUCGGCUGUGGCACACCGUGGUCUUCCAACCCCCUCCACGUUCUGAACCAGAACCAGGUCCCUCCGAUCCACUGUGGCUCCUGCAGAAGCCUGAACCAGAACCAGUUCCCUCCAGCCCACUGCGGCUCCUCCAGGAGCCUGAACCAGAGCAGCGACGCCCAGCGGCAGAACAUCUACGAAAACUUCAUGCAGGAGCUGGAGAUGGGCUGCAGCAGUGCAGCCGACCGGACUGAUCCGUCGGAGGGGGAUGGAGAGGAGGAAGAGGAGGAGGAGGAGGAGGGGGAGGAGGACAUGGAUGGGGACGUGGAGUUGGGAGGAGGGGAGCAGCUGGAUGUCCUGUUCGAGAAGGAGCAGGGUGGUGUGGGGCGGAUGGCUCUCCUUCUCUCCCUUCUCAUCACUCAUCACAACAAGGAGGAGAAGAAGCUGCUGAGGUCGCCGCCUGGUGGAGAACACUACUCACUCACACUGAAAGGUUGCUCUCUGCUGUUUUACGAGACGUACGGGAGGAGCGGCGGGGCCGAGCGGGAGCUUUCUCCUCGUUACGCCCUGCUGGCCGACGACAGCAUCGUCCAGGCCGUCCCCGAACAUCCCAAGAAGGAGCACGUCUUCUGUCUGAGCAACUCGUACGGAGACGUCUACCUGUUCCAGGCCACCAACCAGACGGACCUGGAGAACUGGGUGACGGCCAUCCACUCUGCCAGCGCCUCCCUGCUGGCGAAGCGUCAGGGGAAGGAGGACACGCUGCGUCUCCUGCGCUGCCAGAGCCGCUCGCUGCUGCACAAGAUCGACAUGGACGGAAAGAUGAAGAAGAUGGCCGAGCUGCAGCUGUCCGUCAUCAAGGAGCAGAAGAGCAGGAAGGCUGUGGAGAGCCAGAUCAAGCAGUGGGAGCAGAACCUGGAAAAACUGAACCUGGAUCUGUUCAGACUGAAGUGCUACCUGUCCAGUCUACAGGGCAGCGAGCUCCCAAACCCCAAGAGCCUCCUCGCCGUCGCCAGCCGGCCCUCCAAGAGCAUGCUGGGACGCCUGGGGGUCUUCUCCGUGUCCUCCUUCCACGCCCUGGUGUGCAGUCGAGAUGAGGUGACGUUGAGGCGGCGCUGUCGGUCUCUGUCGGGAGGAAACAACAGGAGGAGGGGGCUGCCGUCCUCUCUGAAGGCUCUGGACGGGCUGAGCAGGCGCAGCAGGGACUCCGGGCACUCGACGUCCCAGGUUUUGAAGACUCCAGUCGCCACAACGUCUGCUCACCACGCCGCCAGCUGCUGCUCUGAGAGACUGGACUGUGUGUCCAAACAGAGGGAGGUGGCGCCCUCCGCAGGACGUCCUGCAGCUGUGCAGGUGUGUGAUGAGCCGCAGGUUUCAGUCCUCGGUGUCUUCUCUCUGCACAUCUGUCGACCCGACGCCGAAGACUUUGGUUUUGCGGUGACGGGUCAUGUGGACGGAGCCGGGAAAAGUCACAUCUACGUCAGCGAGGUGGACCCGCUGGGACUGUCUGCCAGAGAAGGCCUCAGGGCCGGAGACGAGGUCCUGGCUGUGAACGGGGCCGCUGUAUCCGGACUGGACCUGGACCUGAUGCAGAGUCUCUUCAGCCACCUGAAGCUCCAGCUGCUGCUGAGGAGACACGAGCCACCGGACCCCGAGGAGCCCCCCGCCGUCUGGCCUGAACCCGGUGAACCCGCAGACCCCUGUCAGCUCCCGGCCCCUCCAAACCUCCAGACCUGGACCACAGAUUUUCCGUCUCCCAGCGAAGCUCCCGACGGCGUCCCGCCUCCUGUUUUUGACGACGUCCCAGCGAGGUUGUCUGAGGACACCGAGCCGACAGGACAGAACAUGGAGCGGGUGUACUCUCUGUACCAGACCUUCCCAGAAGGCCGAGCCUCAGACGCCAAUGUUCCCAGGAACCCGUACAGCAGGGAGGUCGGCCUGCAGCCUGCGAGCCCCGCCCACCUGAGUGUGUGUCAGCGCCUGCGUAAAGUCAUCCAAGAACUGGUCGACACCGAGAAGUCCUACGUCAAGGAUCUGGUCUGUCUGUUUGACAUCUACCUGACGCCGCUGCAGAGGGAGACUUUCCUCAGUAAAGAAGAGAUGGAGGCGCUGUUCGGCAGCCUGCCGGAGAUGUUGGACUUCCAGAGAGUUUUUCUCCAAACCCUGGAGGAGAAAAUCGCCUCCUGCCCCAACUUCAGCAACCUGGAAACCCCCGAACAGUUCAAGAAACUCCUCUUCUCGUUGGGGGGGUCUUUUCUUUACUACGCCGACCACUUCAAACUCUACAGCGGCUUCUGUGCCAACCACAUCAAAGUCCAGAAAGUUCUGGAGCGAGCAAAGACAGAUGGAGCCUUUAAACAGUUCCUGGAGGCGAGGAACCCGACCAAUCAGCACUCGUCCACUCUGGAGUCGUACCUGAUCAAACCUGUCCAGAGAGUCCUGAAGUAUCCGCUGCUGCUCAGAGAGCUGGUGUCUCUGACCGACCCCGAGAGCCCCGAACACACACACCUGACAGAGGCUCUGAGAGCGAUGGAGAAGGUGGCGAGUCACAUUAACGAGAUGCAGAAGAUCUACGAGGACUACGGCUCCGUGUUCGACCAGCUGGCUGCGGAGCAGAGCGGACCUGACAAACAGGUGACGGACAUCUCGAUGGGGGAGUUUCUGGCCCAUUCGUCGGUGGUCUGGUUGAACCCUCUGCCCUGUCUGGGACGCCUGAGGAAGGAACCAGAGCUCACGCUGUUCGUGUUCAAACGAGCCGUCAUCCUGGUUUAUCGCGAGAGCAGCAAACUGAAGAAGAGGAUGACUGGAUCCCGCUCAGCUGAUCUGGACCCCUUCAGGUUCCGCUGGUUAAUCCCGGUGUCAGCGGUUCAGGUCAGACCGGCCAACGUCACAGGCUCAGAGAACCCGUGUGUGUGGGAGCUGGUCCACAGCAGGUCAGAGGUGGAGGGGCGACCAGAGACGGUGUUUCAGCUCUGCAGCAGUGGUGUGGAGACGAAGGCCAGCGUGCUGCGAGCUCUGCGCUCCCUCCUCAGAGAGCGAGCGCCCGUCGGCUCCCUGAGGAGGACCCGGCUGUCGACGGCCGAGAGGAGCAGCUCCUGGAGGGGGAGGCAGCAGAGGGGCCGCGCCGACGCCCAGAGGGCGGCUCAUCAUCAGCCGGAGGAGGCCUGCAGACCCGACGGCAGGUUCAUCCUGGGAGAAACCUGCUCGGAGCCUCUGCUGCCCAGCCACGCCGCGUCCGACCCCGCGGGGAAGAGGACCAGACUCUGCUCCCUGACCAGCGAGCUGGAGGCCCAGCUGCAGAGGCUGAACUUCGCCGAGGAGGAGGCGGAGCGAGGAGCGACGCCUCAGAGCGACGAGCAGAGGACCGCGGAGAACAGGCGGAGCUCGGGUCUGCGGCAAAGCCCCGGUGGAGAAGUGCUGGACCUCAGCAGCCUGCUGGAGAGAGACUUCAGCGUUCAGAGCAUGACCUCCAUGAUUAACGAAGACUGCUUCUACGACACCAUGUUGGGGAUUCAGACGGCUGCGGUUCCCACACUGCAGGGCUGAAGCCGUCGUGCUACAGAGCCGGGAUCUACCAAACUGCAGAGGCUGGUGCUGGACCUGAACAGCGUCUCUUACGCCUGUUCCCGAUUACCAGAAGCUUCUUGGACCUGUCGAAGGCCUGGGAAAAUCUCCACAGAAAGACCUCUGGAAAUCCUGAGGCUGGAAAACGCACCUCCACUUGGAUCAUGGUCGCAAACAAACAAGUUCUCCACUCAUCUUGUUCUGAUUCCAACUACAGACUUUUAGGGGAAAGAAACUUUUUACAAGAGCAAAGUUGUGAUAUUACGAGAUGUUUAUUCAAAUCCUCCAGAGCAGCAGAACUCUCAACAUCGAGCCUUUUUUUCUUAAAAUUUCACCCGUAUUUUGUAAGAUCUUGACCUUUUUCUUUUUAUUACUUAACAGUUGAGAUAUUACAACUCUUCUCUUGUAAAAUUGCGACUUUUUAAAAGAUACGAUAUUCACUUUAUACUUCGCACAAACAUCAUGACUUUACUCUCAUAACAUUCCUUUUUUUCCCUGAAAAUAUUUGGGCUUUACUCUCAAAUUUUUGACGUUUUUACUCCUGAACUCCUGGAGCUUCCUUCAGCCGCCGUGUCUCAGAGCGAACCUUCACUCCUUCGCCUACGAACCGAACCGAUCGAACCCCGGCAGACCUGCUGAAGGAACGGGCUGAACGUUCCUCCGUCUCGUCUCGGACUCAAGCCUCAGACCCCCAGAACAUUUUCAGGAACUUUCUAUCAGGAGCCUGGAGGAAAGCAGCUGUUUUCUCUUUGCAUCUCUGAAAUCCCAGUGUGGAUUCAGAAAAGGACCCAAGUUGAGCUCAAUCAUCCUGAGCGGCCUCAGAAACCUGAAAACACAAACAUCUGGAGCUCGGGUCUCUGUCUGGUGGAUCUCCAAUGACUUUAUUUUACAAUUUUGUUGAUAGUUCUUGUACGUUUCUGUUCAAGAAGUGGAAAGCGGAUGAAUGUCGGACUCUCGUUUUUACCCUCAGCUGCCUGAACGCCUGGUUAUUUUUUUAGCUUCGUCUGUGUCGCCGCUCUGCUGUGAAUAUUUCUCUCUGUACAGUUUAUUUUUUCGGUCCUAGUUUUCUGUGUAACAGAUAUUUUCUUUGUUCUUGACAAAAGCAGUUUGCAGUAACUACCUGGAGCUGCUGGAUUGGAUCGGAGCCUCUGUAAAUCUGCCGGGUGGAAUGAUUGUAUUUAAAUAUUUUGUCCUGUUUGUUUUGUGUAUUUCAGUUUGGUGACUGAGGAACUAGACGACGGUGUUUCAUUUUAAAGGAACUUUUCAAGUUAUUUUUUGAACUGUUAAAGUAUUUGGUAAUUUAUUUUCUUAAAUAUUUGUGCACAUCUUUUUGACGACUUGAUGCUG